AUGGCCAAGAUGGCACCACUGCGCCUGACAAUCGAAGACGGCAAAUUCGUCGACGGUUACGGACGACAAGUAAUCCUGCGCGGGAUCAACGUCGCCGGCGACGCCAAGUUUCCCAGCACACCGAACCAACCGUCUCAAAACGGCGAUGACUUCUUCGAUGGAGACAGCGUCAAGUUCCACGCCAGGCCAUUUCCCAGAGAAGAUGCGCAUAUUCACUUUGCCCGUUUGAAGCGCUUUGGCUACAACUCCAUCCGCUAUGUCUUCACCUGGGAAGCUAUCGAGGCUGCCGGUCCAGGUAUCUACGAUGAGGAAUGGAUACAGCACACAAUCGAGAUCCUAAGAGUAGCCAAGGAGUACGGGUUCUACAUCUUCAUGGAUCCUCAUCAGGAUGUGUGGUCGCGUUUCACUGGCGGAUCGGGAGCUCCGAUGUGGACGCUUUACCUCGCCGGCCUCAACCCGCAGAGUUUCGCUGCAACUGAAGCCGCCAUCGUACAUAAUACCUAUCCAGAUCCCGAGAAAUUCCCCAAGAUGAUAUGGGCGACCAACUACUACCGACUUGCUGCAGCCACCAUGUUCACUCUCUUCUUCGGUGGUCGAGACUUUGCGCCAAAGUGCAUUGUGGACGGCAAGAAUAUCCAAGACUACCUCCAAGAACAUUUUAUAUCCUCGUGCCAGCACUUGGCUAGGCGGAUACACGAGGCCGGCGACAUUGAGAAUGACAUCGUCUUUGGAUGGGAGAGCAUGAAUGAACCGAGCAAGGGAAUGCUCGGAUAUGAAGAUAUCAAUGUUAUACCGGAUGAACAGAAGCUCAAGAAAGGCACAUGUCCAACAAUAUGGCAGACAAUCCUUCACGGAUCCGGACGGGCAUGCGAGGUUGACACAUAUGAUAUGGGUGGCCUGGGCCCCUACAAAGUUGGAAUGACAUUGGUUGACCCGCAUGGUGAAGUAGCAUGGCUCCCUGCCGAUUACGACGAGUCUCGAUACAAUUACAAACGUGAUCCCGGAUGGAAGCUAGGCGAGUGCAUAUGGGCUCAGCAUGGCGUCUGGAAUCCUUCAUCCGAUGAGCUAUUGAGGAAGGACUAUUUUGCAAAACAUCCAAAGACCGGAGACAAGAUCGAUUACCCAUACUUCACGAACAACUACUUUUUGGAGUUUUAUAGAAAGUACAGAGAUAUGGUCCGAUCCUACCACAAGGAUUCCAUCAUGCUACUACAAGGUCCAACACUUGAGCUUCCUCCCAAGAUCAAGGGCACUCCGGACGAUGACCCAAAGAUGGUUUAUGCGCCACAUUUUUACGAUGGUAUCACGCUUAUGACAAAGAAGUGGAAUAGAGUCUGGAAUGUGGAUGUCCUUGGUAUCCUCCGGGGCCGAUACUUAACCCCAGCUUUUGGCGUGAAGAUUGGAGAGACGGCCAUCCGUAAUUGCUUCCGCGAUCAGCUGGCUGCAAUGAGGAAGGAGGGCUUGGACUACAUGGGUAACCACCCUUGUAUGCUGACCGAGUUUGGAAUUCCGUAUGAUAUGGAUGACAAGCAUGCGUACAAGACCGGUGAUUUCUCCAGCCAGUCUGCUGCGAUGGACGCAAACCAUUAUGCGGUAGAAGGGGCCCGGAUGGAGGGCUAUGCACUCUGGUUAUACAUGUCAGAGAACAAUCACCAAUGGGGCGAUAAUUGGAAUGGCGAGGAUUUGUCAAUUUUCUCGGUCGAUGACAAGCCAUUGCCGGUGUCAGAGGUGCCUCGAGAGGCUGAUGCGAGCCAGUCCAACAUCAGUCUGGUCAAAACUGCAACGCUCAAUUCCCGAAGAGAUGCAGAUGAUGACACUUCAGUCACUCCAUCUAAUCUGAAGAGAACACUUACAACCCCAUCCAUAUCAUCUCAACCGUCGAGUCCCCAUCCCGAGCUCACUAAUUCCCCAGGCCUUCGUGCCGCAGAAGCCUAUGUUCGGCCUGCACCUAUUGCCGUCGUCGGCAAUAUCGAUCACUAUACAUUUGACCUGAAGUCGUGCACUCUCACUCUCAAGCUCAGGGCGUUCCAAGAUGCCACGGAUGACAAUCAUACCGUGAUUUUCCUGCCUGAAUUUCACUUCCCGCAGGAUACAAGCACUGUGGAAGUCAGCUCUGGGAAGUGGCAGAUUAGCUCAGACGAGGAGGAGACUGUCCUCGUUCAGAAGCUGCGGUGGUGGCAUGGCGCGGGUGAACAGAGCAUCAAGAUCACAGGGUUAGCAAGAAAGCACAACAUAGUAGAAGGGGUGAACGAUGAGGCGGGCUAUUACGAGCAGAUCAGCAACUGGCUUGGGUACGGCAACUGCUCUGUGAUGUGA
Molecule: messenger RNA, 2316 nt
Organism: Phaeoacremonium minimum UCRPA7
Lineage: Eukaryota; Fungi; Ascomycota; Sordariomycetes; Togniniales; Togniniaceae
Product: putative glycoside hydrolase family 5 protein
Exons: 3
Coding region: 1-2316 (771 amino acids)
Biological process (GO): ergosteryl 3-beta-D-glucoside catabolic process
Molecular function (GO): steryl-beta-glucosidase activity
Source: RefSeq, a predicted model, not a curated record